CAGCAGCCUACCAGGCAGCAAUUACGCUUUGGGGAUAAAACGAGGCGCAGAGAGCAGGCUGGGGCAGUCCUCCCCGAGAUGGCGGGUCUGACAGCAGCAGUCCCGCAGCCUGGCGUCUUGCUGAUCCUCUUCCUCAGCCUCCUCCAUCCCGCGCAGCCUGGAGGGGUCCCAGGAGCUGUGCCUGGUGGAGUUCCUGGUGGAGUUCCCGGUGGAGUCUAUUAUCCAGGGGCUGGUAUCGGAGGCCUAGGAGGAGGAGCUCUCGGACCUGGAGGAAAACCACCAAAGCCAGGUGCCGGACUUGGAGCAUUUGGAAUAGGUCCUGGAGGACUUGGAGGUGGCCCCGGGGCAGGUCUCGGGACCUUUCCAGGGGCAGGCACCUUCCCAGGGGCAGGAGCUCUGGUGCCCGGGGGAGCAGCAGGGGCUGCUGCAGCUUACAAAGCUGCUGCCAAAGCUGGGGCUGGGCUUGGCGGCGUUGGCGGAGUUCCAGGUGGCGUUGGAGUGGGCGGAGUCCCUGGUGGUGUUGGAGUUGGCGGAGUCCCUGGUGGUGUUGGAGUUGGCGGAGUCCCUGGUGGUGUUGGAGUUGGCGGAGUUCCCGGGGGUGUCGGUGGUAUCGGUGGCAUCGGUGGCUUAGGAGUCUCAACAGGUGCUGUGGUGCCUCAAGUCGGAGCUGGAGUCGGAGCUGGAGGAAAGCCUGGGAAAGUUCCUGGCGUGGGUCUCCCAGGUGUAUACCCAGGCGGAGUGCUCCCAGGAGCAGGAGUUCGGUUCCCCGGUGUGGGGGUGCUCCCUGGAGUUCCCACGGGCACAGGGGUCAAAGCCAAGCUUCCAGGUGGAGGAGGUGCUUUUGCUGGAAUCCCAGGGGUCGGGCCUUUUGGGGGUCAGCAGCCUGGUGUCCCGCUGGGUUAUCCCAUCAAAGCACCAAAGCUGCCAGGUGGCUACGGACUGCCCUAUACCAAUGGGAAAUCACCCUAUGGAGUGGCUGGUGCAGGGGGCAAGGCUGGCUACCCAACGGGCACAGGGGUUGGAUCCCAGGCGGCGGCGGCAGCAGCUAAAGCAGCGAAGUAUGCAGGUGCUGGAGGAGCUGGAGUCCUCCCUGGUGUUGGAGGGGGCGGCAUUCCUGGUGGUGCUGGCGGAAUUCCUGGGAUUGGAGGCAUUGCAGGCGCUGGAACUCCCGCAGCAGCUGCUGCUGCAAAGGCUGCUGCUAAGGCUGCAAAGUAUGGAGCUGCUGGAGGCUUAGUGCCUGGUGGACCAGGAGUUAGGGUCCCAGGUGCUGGAAUCCCAGGUGUUGGUGGCAUUCCAGGUGUUGGUGGCAUUCCAGGUGUUGGUGGCAUUCCAGGUGUUGGUGGCAUCCCAGGUGUUGGUGGCAUCCCAGGUGUUGGGGGCCCUGGUAUUGGAGGUCCAGGGGCUGUGUCACCUGCUGCAGCUGCUAAAGCUGCUGCCAAAGCUGCCAAAUAUGGAGCCAGAGGUGGAGUCGGCAUCCCGACAUAUGGGGUUGGUGCUGGUGGCUUUCCUGGCUAUGGUGUUGGCGCUGGAGCUGGACUCGGAGCAGGUGGAGGCCCAGCUGCUGCUGCCGCCGCUGCCAAAGCAGCCAAGUACGGGGCCGGAGGAGCCGGAGCCCUGGGAGGCCUGGUGCCAGGUGCCGUGCCAGGGGCAGUGCCAGGGGCAGUGCCAGGGGCAGUGCCAGGUGUGCCAGGCACUGGUGGAGUGCCAGGAGCAGGUACCCCUGCCGCUGCAGCUGCAGCUGCCGCCGCCAAAGCAGCCGCCAAAGCAGGCCAGUAUGGUGUUGGUGGGGUUCCCGGUGGAGUUGGCCCUGCUGGUGUUGCUGAUAUUGGACCUGGUCUUGUACCUGGCGGUCUUGGAGGGGCAGGGACGCCGGCUGCCGCCAAAUCUGCUGCUAAGGCAGCUGCCAAAGCCCAGUACAGAGCUGCUGCUGGGCUUGGAGCUGGCGUCCCUGGAUUUGGGGCUGGGGCUGGCGUCCCCGGAUUUGGGGCUGGUGCUGGUGUCCCUGGAUUUGGGGCUGGUGCUGGUGUCCCUGGAUUUGGGGCUGGAGCAGUACCUGGAUCCCUGGCUGCAUCCAAAGCUGCUAAAUAUGGAGCAGCAGGUGGCCUUGGAGGACCUGGAGGACUCGGUGGGGCUGGAGGACUCGGCGGGCCUGGAGGACUCGGUGGGGUUGGUGGUGUUCCCGGAGGAGUGGCAGGAGUAGCACCUGCUGCUGCCGCUGCUGCCAAAGCUGCUGCCAAGGCUGCCCAGUAUGGCCUUGGUGGAGCCGGUGGACUGGGGGCCCGUGGACUGGGAGCUGGUGGACUAGGAGCCGGUGGACUGGGAGCCGGUGGACUGGGAGCCGGUGGACUGGGGGCUGGUGGAGCUGGAGGCCUUGGAGGUGUGUCCCCUGCCGCAGCUGCUAAGGCAGCCAAAUAUGGUGCUGCUGGCCUUGGAGGUGUCCUUGGAGCCAGGCCAUUCCCAGGUGGAGGAGUUGCAGGAAGACCUGGCUUUGGACUUUCUCCUAUUUACCCAGGUGGUGGUGCUGGGGGCCUGGGAGUUGGUGGAAAACCCCCGAAGCCCUAUGGAGGAGCCCUUGGAGCCCUGGGAUACCAAGGUGGGGGCUGCUUCGGGAAAUCUUGUGGCCGGAAGAGAAAGUGAUCUUCUGGGGACCCCUGACUCGCGACCUCAUCAACGUUGGUGCUACUGCUUGGUGGAGAAUGUAAACCUUCUAUGACCACCCC
Apodemus sylvaticus (European woodmouse) is the source of this 2720-nucleotide messenger RNA. RefSeq names its product elastin (gene Eln). Bases 79 to 2637 code for a protein of 852 amino acids. The record is from RefSeq and is a predicted model, not a curated record. NCBI's taxonomy places the organism in Eukaryota, Metazoa, Chordata, Mammalia, Rodentia, Muridae. Gene Ontology annotation, molecular function: extracellular matrix structural constituent. The transcript has 37 exons.